Perca fluviatilis (European perch) is the source of this 969-nucleotide messenger RNA. Its product is annotated as butyrophilin-like protein 10. The coding region runs from base 58 to 969 and encodes 303 amino acids. The record is from RefSeq and is a predicted model, not a curated record. The transcript is spliced from 6 exons. NCBI's taxonomy places the organism in Eukaryota, Metazoa, Chordata, Actinopteri, Perciformes, Percidae.
UUUAUUCCAGACUUUGACCAUGCAGUGAUUCCGACACACUUGCCACAGAACUGCAGAAUGAUUCCCAUGAAGGACAGACUCCUCUUGAAACCUCGGCUCAGUGUCUUCAGUGCAUUGGUCCUUCUCCUAAUACACUCUGGUGGAGGUCAGUCUCAGGUGAUGGGUACAUCUCAGCCAAUAGUGGCAAAGGUUGGUGAUGACAUAACUUUGCCAUGCCACCUGGAAACUGCUGUGGAUGCUACUGACCUGACUGUGGAGUGGGCAAGACAUGAUCUAGAGCCCAGAUUUGUCUUUUUGAGACGAGACGGCGUGGAGCUUCAGCUUGAGGAACAUCCAUUGUACAUGGGGAGAACAUCCCUGUCCACCAACAAACUAAAGUGUGGAGACACUUCACUUAAACUCUCCAAAGUAAAACUCUCUGAUAUAGGAACCUACAAAUGCCUUGUUCCAAAAACUGGUACAGAGUCUGUUGUCGCGCUUACUGUAGGUUCUGUCUCCUCACCUGACAUGAAGAUAUCCAAAGUCACCAAUGGAGCGGUUCUACAGUGUUCGUCUGAAGGCUGGUAUCCAGAGCCUGAGGUGUUGUGGCUGGACGGUGAGGGAAACCUCCUCUCUGCUGGACCUCCAGAGACAGUCAGAGGUCCUGAUGAUCUCUAUACUGUCAGCAGCAGAGUGACUGUGGAGAAGAGACCCAGCAACAGCUUCACCUGCAGAGUCCAGCAGAAGGACACCAACCAGACCAGAGAGACAACUAUCCAUCUUCCAGAUGAUUUCUUCAUGGACCAGUGUAAUUCUGCUGUUCGCAUCACCAUCUGCUUGGCAGCCUGCUUCAUGUCUGUCAUGGCAGUCUUUGUUUUGUGGAAAUGUGGACAACACCAAAUCAAAACCACAAACAGCAGCACAGAACGUCAGUAUCUGAUGGAGGGAGAUAAAAUGAUUCAGUUGGACAUGAAAGAGGGAAAAACUUGA